ACCAAGUUGGCAGUGCUUCGAUACAACGUGCGCAUUUGUUUGGCGUGAAUUUUAAUAUCUUAAUCAUCUUAUUAGAUGCUUCAUAUAAUGAUAUUAUACUUGUAAAAUAAGAUUAAAGUACGUCAUGAGUAUCUAUCACGACGAAGUGGAAAUCGAGGACUUUGAGUAUGACGAAGAGGAGGAGAUGUACUACUAUCCCUGUCCAUGCGGCGAUCGAUUUCAGAUCUCCAAGGAAGAGUUGAUCGAGGGUGAAGAGGUUGCCACCUGCCCCAGCUGCUCGCUAGUUAUAAAGGUGAUAUAUGAUCCGGAAAUGUUCAAGGCUGAGGAAGACGAGGAAACCAAUCUCAACGAAAAACUCAGUGAUUUGAAGUUGGAGAAGAAUUAAGACAAGCAAUUUGGUGUAAUUAAAUAUUUUUUAUUUAUAUAUUUUUAUAUAUAGACUUCAUUUUAGUGUAAAUAAUACGUUGACUAGUAAAUCAAAGAGUUCAAAUUA
Messenger RNA from Drosophila eugracilis, 493 nucleotides. It is a transcript of the gene Dph3, whose product is annotated as DPH3 homolog. The transcript has 3 exons. The record is from RefSeq and is a predicted model, not a curated record. Gene Ontology annotation, biological process: protein histidyl modification to diphthamide. NCBI's taxonomy places the organism in Eukaryota, Metazoa, Arthropoda, Insecta, Diptera, Drosophilidae. Gene Ontology annotation, molecular function: metal ion binding. The coding region runs from base 125 to 385 and encodes 86 amino acids.